Dermacentor silvarum is the source of this 602-nucleotide messenger RNA. Its product is annotated as 4 kDa defensin-like. Gene Ontology annotation, biological process: defense response. Lineage: Eukaryota; Metazoa; Arthropoda; Arachnida; Ixodida; Ixodidae. The transcript is spliced from 4 exons. Bases 167 to 391 code for a protein of 74 amino acids. The record is from RefSeq and is a predicted model, not a curated record.
UGCUGGGAAAAUCCAGCCACCAAUCAGCGCGCCUUUCCUCCUGACUUCCGUUUGCAUUGGAUAUAAAAACCGUUCCGCGACAGCAACGAAAUCACUGAUUGAGCCUGCGGCACCAUUGAACACGUGACGUCACCAAUUCGCCGAAGUCAUCAGCCCCACUGCAAAAAUGAAGGUCCUGGCUGUCGCCCUUGUCUUCGUUCUUGUUGCUGGACUGAUCAGCACCACGGUUGCUCAAGGCGAGGAAAGCGACGUGGCCCACGUUCGAGUCCGCCGGGGUUUCGGCUGUCCGCUUAACCAGGGCGCCUGUCAUCGCCAUUGCCGUAGCAUCGGUCGUCGUGGUGGAUAUUGCUCCGGGAUCAUCAAGCAGACCUGCACUUGCUACCGCAAAUAGAAAACAAGCUCUCGGUUCCGAAAUGGCGGACAGCCCAUCGAGACAACAAAUCUGUUCCUGCGUGCGCUUUUUAUAGAGUUAAUGCGUGAUAACAUUUGGCUAUGGGCCAUCGUCGGCCAGCCCACAAUGUGCCAUUUGCUUUGCUAGUCGAAACAUUCCUAUAACCAGCAUUGUACUCCCUGAACUCGUAAUAAAAGAUUCUGCGUAGCGA